Messenger RNA from Budorcas taxicolor (takin), 2229 nucleotides. RefSeq names its product synaptic vesicle glycoprotein 2A (gene SV2A). The record is from RefSeq and is a predicted model, not a curated record. The coding region runs from base 1 to 2229 and encodes 742 amino acids. Gene Ontology annotation, biological process: transmembrane transport; chemical synaptic transmission. The transcript has 12 exons. Gene Ontology annotation, cellular component: membrane. Gene Ontology annotation, molecular function: transmembrane transporter activity. NCBI's taxonomy places the organism in Eukaryota, Metazoa, Chordata, Mammalia, Artiodactyla, Bovidae.
AUGGAAGAGGGCUUCAGAGACCGGGCAGCUUUCAUCCGUGGGGCCAAAGACAUUGCCAAGGAAGUCAAGAAGCAUGCAGCCAAGAAGGUGGUGAAGGGCCUGGACAGAGUCCAGGACGAAUAUUCCCGGAGAUCCUACUCCCGCUUUGAGGAGGAGGACGAUGAUGACGACUUCCCCGCCCCUGCUGAUGGCUAUUACCGCGGGGAAGGGGCCCAGGAUGAGGAGGAAGGCGGCGCAUCUAGCGAUGCUACCGAGGGCCACGACGAGGAUGAUGAGAUCUACGAGGGGGAAUAUCAGGGCAUCCCCCGGGCAGAGUCUGGGGGCAAAGGCGAGCGGAUGGCAGAUGGGGCGCCCCUGGCUGGAGUGAGGGGGGGCUUGGGUGAUGGGGAGGGUCCCCCGGGGGUGCGGGGAGAAGCACAGCGGCGGAAAGAACGGGAAGAACUAGCCCAGCAGUAUGAAGCCAUCCUACGGGAGUGCGGCCACGGCCGCUUCCAGUGGACACUCUAUUUCGUACUUGGUCUGGCACUGAUGGCCGAUGGCGUUGAGGUCUUCGUGGUGGGCUUCGUGCUGCCCAGUGCUGAGAAAGACAUGUGCCUGUCUGACUCCAACAAAGGCAUGCUGGGCCUCAUUGUCUACCUGGGCAUGAUGGUGGGAGCCUUCCUCUGGGGAGGGCUGGCUGAUCGGCUGGGUCGAAGACAGUGUCUGCUCAUCUCACUCUCAGUCAACAGUGUCUUCGCCUUUUUCUCAUCUUUCGUCCAGGGUUAUGGCACUUUCCUUUUCUGCCGUCUCCUUUCUGGGGUCGGGAUCGGAGGGUCCAUCCCCAUCGUCUUCUCCUAUUUCUCGGAGUUUCUGGCACAGGAGAAACGUGGGGAGCAUCUGAGCUGGCUCUGCAUGUUUUGGAUGAUCGGUGGAGUGUACGCAGCUGCUAUGGCCUGGGCCAUCAUCCCUCACUACGGGUGGAGCUUUCAGAUGGGGUCUGCUUACCAGUUCCACAGCUGGAGGGUCUUUGUCCUCGUCUGCGCUUUCCCUUCUGUGUUUGCCAUUGGGGCUCUGACCACACAGCCUGAAAGCCCCCGUUUCUUCCUGGAGAAUGGGAAGCAUGAUGAGGCCUGGAUGGUACUGAAGCAGGUCCAUGACACCAACAUGCGAGCCAAGGGGCAUCCUGAGCGAGUCUUCUCGGUAACCCACAUUAAGACAAUUCAUCAGGAGGAUGAGUUGAUUGAGAUCCAGUCCGACACGGGGGCUUGGUACCAGCGCUGGGGGGUCCGGGCCUUGAGCCUGGGAGGGCAGGUCUGGGGGAAUUUCCUCUCUUGUUUUGGUCCAGAAUACCGCCGCAUCACUCUGAUGAUGAUGGGUGUGUGGUUCACCAUGUCAUUCAGCUACUAUGGCCUGACUGUCUGGUUUCCCGACAUGAUCCGCCAUCUCCAAGCGGUGGACUAUGCAGCCCGCACCAAAGUGUUUCCUGGGGAACGUGUGGAGCAUGUAACUUUUAACUUCACCUUGGAGAAUCAGAUCCACCGAGGGGGACAGUACUUCAAUGACAAGUUCAUUGGGCUACGUCUGAAGUCAGUGUCCUUUGAGGACUCCCUGUUUGAGGAGUGUUAUUUUGAGGAUGUCACAUCCAGCAACACAUUUUUCCGCAACUGCACGUUCAUCAACACCGUGUUCUAUAACACUGACCUGUUUGAGUACAAGUUUGUGAACAGCCGUCUGGUGAAUAGCACAUUCCUGCACAACAAGGAGGGCUGCCCCCUGGACGUGACGGGGACGGGUGAAGGCGCCUACAUGGUGUAUUUUGUCAGCUUCUUGGGGACACUGGCUGUUCUUCCUGGGAACAUUGUGUCUGCUCUGCUCAUGGACAAGAUUGGCAGGCUCCGAAUGCUUGCUGGCUCCAGCGUGAUGUCCUGUGUCUCCUGCUUCUUCCUGUCUUUUGGGAACAGUGAGUCUGCCAUGAUCGCUCUGCUCUGCCUUUUUGGGGGGGUCAGCAUCGCAUCCUGGAACGCGCUGGACGUGCUGACUGUUGAACUCUACCCCUCGGACAAGAGGACCACAGCCUUCGGCUUCCUGAAUGCCCUGUGUAAGCUGGCAGCUGUGCUGGGGAUCAGCAUCUUCACGUCAUUUGUGGGAAUCACCAAGGCUGCCCCCAUCCUCUUUGCCUCUGCUGCCCUUGCCCUCGGGAGUUCUCUGGCCCUGAAGCUGCCCGAGACUCGGGGGCAGGUGCUGCAGUGA